Messenger RNA from Astyanax mexicanus (Mexican tetra), 4767 nucleotides. It is a transcript of the gene lratd2a, whose product is annotated as LRAT domain containing 2a. The transcript is spliced from 2 exons. The record is from RefSeq and is a predicted model, not a curated record. NCBI's taxonomy places the organism in Eukaryota, Metazoa, Chordata, Actinopteri, Characiformes, Acestrorhamphidae. Bases 555 to 1397 code for a protein of 280 amino acids.
AUAUCGGUAGAAUUAAAAUCAGCCAAUCGUCGCGCAGAAAGUGUGAUUGAGCAGCCAAUCGUUGCGCAGGGGGCGGGGCUUUUCUGAAAACUGGUGGGGGGAAAAAUAGUCUUCAGGUGAGAAAAAAACAGAUCUGCGCCGCCUGCGUGUGUUUCACAGGUUGUUGUGAACUACAGCGAUCUACCGCUUUAAAUAUAGAGCUCUCUCUCUCUCUGUUUCUCUCUCUCUCUCUGUUUCUCUCUCUCUCUCUCUCUGUUUCUCUGUGUGUGCUGGGGGGUUGUGGUGCUGUGUGUGGUGGUGAGUAUUACUCAGCCUGUUAGUCAUGAAGUUUUGCGGGAGAGGCGAUGCUCGGGCUCGGGGCUCGGCUGAUUCGCUAAACCGCGCCAGUCUCCGGAGCUCUCUCGACUGAUGCAGUCUGACGCUUCAGAGCAACUUUUGGCUGGAGGCGUCGGAGGGCUUGCGUGGAUGAACUGCAGAAACCUGGAGCUGAACUUCAGCCGAUUGGCGGAGAGCCCUCGCUUCUCCCGGAGCUCCUCUGGCUGCUCCUCCUCAGGAUGGGCAACCACGGGGACAAGCCUGCCCCUCUGAGUUACGCCGAAGUGCCCACAGCUGAUCCGGACCCCGGCGAGGACACCCCGCGGAUCGGCGUGUCGUACGUGUUCGCCACAGAUGACGACGACGACGAGGAGGAGGAGAACCAGAGCAGGAACCAGAACCAGGAGCGCGGCGAGCACGGGGAGGAGCGGGGGGACUGGCCGGAUGGAGAGCGCAGGAGGCGGGAGGACGAGCUGCCGUGCGCCGUGUACCACCUGGACGAGUGUGUGUACGAGAAACACUCGACCCCCACUGACACUCUGUCUCCAGAGCAGCUGCUCCAGACCUGCAGGCCGGGAGAUCUGGUGGAGUUCGUGGCUGCCGGGCAGUACCCCCACUGGGUCGUGCAUGUUGGGGGGUCCCAGGUGGUCCACCUCCACCGGGCUGAGGUAAAGAGCAGCUACCUGGGCCAAGCCAGCCAGGGCAGGCGGGGCAGGGUGGUCAGCGAGCUCUACAGGUUCAGGCCCCUCAGCCCUGAUGUUGUGGUGCAGAAAGCCAUGGAGCAGGUGGGCAUCGCUGGCAGAGAUCUCAGCUGGAGGAACUCUGAGUGCUUCGCUGCCUGGUGCAAGUUCGGCCGCAGGGAGUUCAAGAUGGGUGGGGAGCUGAGGAUAGGUAAGCAGCCGUACAGGUUGAUGCUGAUCCUGCCAGGCAAGCAGUGCCAUGUGCUGGAGUUUCAGAGUCUGGAGGACUUGAUCAUGGAGAGGAGGCGGAAUGACCAGAUUGGCAAAAUGGCUGUGAUCCAGGAGCUGGCCACUCAUUUAACCCACGAUGGAGGAAGCAGGGGGGGACAGAAGGGUCACUGACCAGAAGCUCGAAUGCGUGGAACAUUUAGGAAAAGCGUUUUUCAAUCUGGUGCAAAUUCACGGAUGAAUGACAGUACAGGAAGAGUAGUUGUGGAGCUGUACAACAAGCUGCUCCUACAGGUUAACAGUGCCAUGUGCUGGAGUUUCACAUAAUUAAAGGAUGACUGACCGACCGACCGACAGCUCGAAUAUGUAGACCUCUUCAGAGAAUUUCUUCCUCAUUUUCCAAACUGCUGUUAAUUUCUGUACAUUUUCACAUAAUUAAGUUCAGCCUGAUGAUUUGAUGAUGGUUAAACAAUGGUUACAAAUGGUUUCAAGAAAGCAUCUGUUCUUUUUAUCCACCAGUUUUAUCAUGCCAUUUCUGUCAAGCCUAAUGAUGAUUCUCAGAAAGUAGCCAUAUCCUCAGGAUGUGAUUUAGCCUACUAUGCCUUUUUGAAAAAAAAAAACAAAAGCAAAUGGUGGUUAAUAUGUUAAGUUGUUCCAAUUAAUGGUUCAGUAAAUUAUUAUUGCACUGAAAUGCACUUGCAAAUGAUCUUUUUUUUUCAAAGCAUGCCCACACAGAAUUUGCUAAUGAAACAGUUCAUCUGUUUUGGGCCUGGAAAUGCACAUGUUGGAUGAGGCCUUGGGGGUCUUAACACGCAGCACUUCAUUUUUAGGUCAGAAAGGUCUUUUGUAAACACUGGGUCAAGCAGUUUAUUUAUAUCGUAACCUUAUUUUUCCAGUGUGUGCUUGUACUGCUGGGUUACAACGAGAUUUCAAACUCAAUAUAAAGGUGCUCCUCACAAGCAUGUUACUUUUGACAGAUUAGACUGAAUGAUGUUCAGGGAGAAAGAGCAACAGAGUUACAGAACAAAAGUAAAGUGAGAAACUACCAUUUAAUGCAUAAUGUGUUUAUUAAGAAAAUGUUGUUUUUUCAUUGUAAAUUUCCAUUACAAUUAUGGGUGUCACAAUGUUCAAAAUUCAGAAAUCGAUUUCAUGCAAAUCACUAGUGUCACUGUGUGAUACAUAUUUUUAUAUGGCAACAAGAAGUAGUGCUUAAGGGAAGGCACUGCCUACUAAUAAUCACUUUUAAACAUUUAGUCUACACUCACUCACUUCAUGAGGAAGACUGUACUAACCUUAUAUGAGCAUUGCCCAGAAAACAGCCUUUAUUCUGAUUGGCAUAGAUUUUACAAGAUGCUGCAAGAUUCUUUUGAUAUUCUGCUCCAUGUUUACAUAAUUGCAUCCCAUAUUUCCUGCUGGUUUUGUCAUGAGCAAUUUCAAGCAAAUCAUUCUUUUUUACCACAUCCCAAAGGCCAUCUGUUGGAUUCAGAUUAUAUUCUAUUGGAAUCAGUGACUGAGAAGGCCACAGAAAAACACUGAAUGUACUGGUAUGUUCUUAAACCAGUCUAAGAUAGUGUUUUACUUUGUUGAGCUAAAAAGAAAACCAUGAUUUUGGUACCACAUUCUGACCCUACCAGGUGUGUGACCCACUGCAGCCACAGCUUUCUGCUCUUGGCUGAAAAGUGGCAGCCAAAGUAAUAUUCUGUUUUUGUAGUUUAUCCACCUCACAGUCGAUGUGUGUGGCAUUCUGAGAUAUGCAUAUUUUGCUCACCACCACAAUUGUACUGAGUGCUUAUCUGAAUUACUGUCACCUUUUUGUUAGCUUAAACCAGACUGUAAUUUUUACUUUAUUGGACAAUCCUGAGUACUUUCUUACUCUAAAACUAGAAAAGAAGACACAAUCAGCAGUUAAGAAAAUAUUUAAACCAGCCCAUCUGAAUUCAACAAUUAUUCUACUCUCAAAACUACAUUUUGAUGUGAACUAGGGGUAUAAAAUAUCUAUUAAAAUACAUUUUAGCUCUUCUAAGCAGUUUUUUGUGUUUGUGUUCGUGUUUACUGUAGGCAUCUACCUCCAGCCUAAUUGUGUCAUGUGAGCACAGUUUGCAGCGAAAAAAAAAAGCUCCCUCUGUUGCUGCACUUGGGUAUUGCAGUUUAUAUUUGCCGUUGUCCACUAUGUUAUCACAGCUCUCUUGGUGUUUUCACUGUGAAAACCCAUGUCACAAUAAUGAAAAACAAAUGUGAUUUAUCUUUUAGUCUUAAUAUGUACAUUAACACAAGCUACUGUCCCACAUUGUCAUGAUUUUAUGCACUGAAUCAGUAGGUGUAAAGGUCUUCCUAAUAAAUUUCUCAGUGAAUGUAGCUUAAAAUAUCAAUAUACUUGUACAUUGACUUUUGCCAUGAUUAUUGAAAUCAUAACACCCUUAAACAUAAGACAGUGGAUUUGUAUUUACCUGUUCAAUAUCAUCCAGCCCUGAGAAUGAAAUAUGCAAAAGCUGUGGUUUGGCUUAAAUUUAGAGGAAGUAGCUGGAAUGCUACAUCACUGGAGAAGUCUCAAAGCAAACCAGACUGAGGAUUCUGAUCAAGCUAUUCAGUAAGCAAGACAGACACAGUGGCCUUCAUCUAUCAUAACACUCUCAGCCUAGACGUUCACUCUAGCGCAAAAGAAAAUCCUAGACCAGAGCCACAGGCAGUGGGUCAGAACAGCAGCUGGCUCAGCCGCCGGUUUUGCCGAUGGUUGGAUGCGUAAACUCUAAGCUGGCACUCGGUAAUCAAGCAUGAAAUACAUGGGCAUUUUGAAGAGGCAGACCCAAUUGCCAGAGAAUCAUGCAGUGAAUCAUCCCAGAGUACGAGGGGCUUCGCCUCUGAGAUAUGGCCGAGAUGAGGCUCUUUUACGGGCUGGGGGGAAAGAAGGUGUUUUAUGAUUCAGGCCCAAUCUCUCUGUCUCAGAGUCACACAGGGUAAACACAGGGAUGCUGGGAAAAGAGGGAUGUAAUUACAGCUGCCACUGAGAGUGAGUAAUGACUGCCCACAAAGGCAACAAGGCACUCUUUGUGCGUCACUUUAGCGCCAGCGCUAAUGCCAGUGUGAAACAACUGCCCCCUAACGAGUGCUUCUUCAGCAGCGUGGCGAGCCAGAUUGGUGAUUGGCUGCAGAGUUGGUUGCACUGCACUGUGCACUCUGUGUGUGUGUGGAUUAUUAGUACACCGGCUGAGUCGCUGGUGAUAUUGCCCUCAGCCUGAGGGACACUGCAGGUGGCUCUUUGUCUCUGUUCUCGAUUGCGCUCCAUUAUUACUUUGCUCUUGUCAGCUAUAUCAUUGCUGAGUCUGAGAGUGGGAAGCAUCCCCAUUCAUUUAGUCCAGGGGUGUAAAUUUCAGACUGAUUCAAACGAUUCAGUUGUAAUGAUUCUUUAGGAAAAGGAACAAGGCAUUUGAAUUAAUUGAUUCAUGUUCUUGCUAUGAUUAUUAUUUGUUAACAAAGCAUUGAAUAUGAAACAGACAGUGACUGGAAAAAAGUAUGGUGGAAUAUUGGCAAUAAAUACAAAAUUGUU